AUGGGGGCCUGUUGUUCAACUAAGAGUUAAGAAUCAAAAAAAUAAUAAUCAUCUUCUAAACCAAAAGAUAAAUAUCUUUUGAUUGAAUAAGGAUAAGCAGAAAAUUAGCGUGAAUAAGAUUUAUAAAAACUAGAAAAAGUAUAAGAAGCAGCAAAACAAGAGACAACGUAAAAUAAAUAAAAUGAUGGAUAAAAUUUUGACGAAGAUUUAUUUGUUAAUGAUAUUAUGAAAUAAUUUGACGACUUAAAUAUUCUAUUUAAUCAAGUAUAACAUUAAUUAAUUUAAUAGAUGUCAUCAGAAUUUGACUAAAUAUCAUAGUAUUUAUUAUCCAUGUCUGGAAAUCCAGAAUAGCAAUGA
Paramecium primaurelia is the source of this 357-nucleotide messenger RNA. Lineage: Eukaryota; Ciliophora; Oligohymenophorea; Peniculida; Parameciidae. The record is from the annotation of a GenBank genome assembly.